Messenger RNA from Meriones unguiculatus (Mongolian gerbil), 4189 nucleotides. It is a transcript of the gene Hnf4g, whose product is annotated as hepatocyte nuclear factor 4 gamma. The transcript is spliced from 11 exons. The record is from RefSeq and is a predicted model, not a curated record. The coding region runs from base 486 to 1712 and encodes 408 amino acids. Gene Ontology annotation, molecular function: nuclear receptor activity; zinc ion binding; RNA polymerase II cis-regulatory region sequence-specific DNA binding. Gene Ontology annotation, biological process: anatomical structure development; cell differentiation; regulation of transcription by RNA polymerase II. NCBI's taxonomy places the organism in Eukaryota, Metazoa, Chordata, Mammalia, Rodentia, Muridae.
CGGAGGCCGCCUCGCUGCUUUCAGUUUUCAUUGAGGCUCGCUGGUUACUGUUUAACAUCCCCACCCACGAUUCAGUUUGUUUAGUAAAUCGAUCUUGCUGUGAGAGUCAGGCCCCGGCCCAGUCGCCAUUGAGCCAAGCUAAUAUUCUCCCGGCAUAUGGUCCCCCAAAAUCUUUGCUAGAGAUCCGGGAAAACAAACAAACAGACAAAACAACAAAAUCCCUGAGCCACCUCUCCUUGGGGCCUAACCCCACCUCCCAGCUGGCAGCAAACUUCCAGGCCCCCCGGACCGUGCACCUCGGGACACCGCUUUCAGGGCGGGUGGGGACCUGCUGCUGGGAUGAGGCGCAAGCCGCGCAGCUGAGUGCGACGACGCGGGAGCUUCGGAGCCGCUGGAGUGGAGGAGAAAACUGGUUUUCAGAGACGUGAAGAGACGUGGGUGCCUGAGUUCACAAAGCUGACAGCGCUGCCCCGGAGACCACCAGUAUGAACACUACAGAGGGUAGCGUCAACUGUCUCUGUGCGAUAUGUGGAGACAGAGCAACAGGAAAGCACUACGGGGCGUCCAGCUGUGACGGCUGCAAGGGCUUCUUCAGGCGCAGCAUUCGGAAGAGUCACGUUUAUUCCUGCAGGUUCAGUCGCCAGUGUGUUGUUGACAAGGACAAAAGAAAUCAAUGUAGAUACUGUCGAUUAAGAAAGUGUUUUAGAGCAGGAAUGAAAAAAGAAGCCGUGCAAAAUGAGCGUGACAGAAUAAGUACUAGAAGAAGCACAUUCGAUGGCAGCAACAUCCCCUCCAUCAACACUCUGGCGCAAGCUGAGGUCAGGUCUCGCCAGAUAACAGUACCAAGCCCCGGUGCGAGUACUGACAUAAACUUGAAGAAAAUCGCAAGCAUCAGUGAUGUCUGUGAAUCUAUGAAGCAGCAGCUCUUAGUCCUGGUGGAAUGGGCCAAGUACAUCCCUGCCUUCUGUGAACUGCCCUUGGAUGAUCAGGUGGCCCUGUUGCGAGCACAUGCCGGAGAACAUUUACUGCUUGGAGCUACAAAGAGAUCCAUGGUGUACAAAGACAUUUUGCUUUUGGGAAACAACUACGUUAUUCACCGUAACAGCUGUGAAGUCGAAGUCAGCCGUGUGGCCAACCGAGUUCUGGAUGAGCUGGUCAGACCUUUCCAAGAGAUCCAGGUGGAUGACAAUGAGUACGCGUGCUUGAAGGCCAUUGUGUUUUUUGACCCAGAUGCAAAGGGACUGAGCGACCCUGUGAAAAUUAAGGGCAUGCGGUUCCAGGUGCAGAUCAGCCUGGAGGACUACAUUAACGACCGGCAGUACGACUCCCGCGGCAGGUUCGGGGAGCUGCUGCUGCUGCUGCCCACGCUGCAGAGCAUCACCUGGCAGAUGAUCGAGCAGAUCCAGUUCGUCAAACUGUUCGGCAUGGUCAAGAUCGACAACCUCCUUCAGGAAAUGUUGCUGGGUGGUGCUGCCAACGAUGGCGGCCAUCUCCAUCACCCAAUGCACCCACAUCUGUCUCAGGAUCCACUAACUGGCCAAACUAUACUUUUAGGACCCAUGUCCACACUGGUUCAUACAGACCAAAUCUCAACUCCAGAAACCCCACUCCCUUCCCCACCCCAAGGCUCUGGGCAAGAACAGUACAAAAUCACUGCAAACCAAGCUUCUGUCAUUUCACACCAGCCCCUCUCUAAACAAAAGCAGUUGUGAGAACCUACUUGCUUCUGAAUGGCAUUGCAUAAAUGUGAAACACGUUGAUAUUGAAAUGUCUCAGGAUGGCGGUUUUUGCCUUCUUUUAGGCAAGGCUUCUUCAUGGUGCUGUUGUAAGAUGGUAACCUAUUUUCUUGUUUGUAAACACAUUUUGUUUAUUGUCGCUGUAAACCUUUCACAUGCAACCCUUGUAUAUUUAAAUUUGAAGUUGUUUUAUAGUGUUUUGUUUCCAAUUGUCCCUGCACUGUGCUCAAACCACUGGGAUCUUAUGUACGACUUCCAUUGUUUUUCAUAAUAUUAAUUUAAAUCUGUAAAUAAUUGCUUUGUUGUGGUGUGAUGCAGUUAUUUUUGGUUAAGAGUAGAUUAUAAACGCCAGUUAAUAUAAAAUUCAACCAAGCGUUGUUUUUAAUAAAUUGUAAACUUGAAGAUUAGAAAAGGAAAGCUGUAGCUAUAGAAUAGAGUGUUUCUUGAAGGGGACUAUAUCAGGGCCUGCUGUGGCCAGCAGUAAAUGUGCUUAUGUAAAAUUCAGAGAACUAACACCAUUGUAAAGAUGACUGGAUAGUCUCUGCAUUGUGACAGCUUUUGAAGAUGUCUGCUAUGGGAAGACAUGUUUUUUUUCUUUCAGGUGGCAAACAAGCCAAAGCUAAACAAAGAAAUAAUAAACCAUGGCUCAACCAAAAGGGACAUUCAUUUCUUACUCCUGGCAAAUCUGGAAAGUCAUCCAUUCAUUGGAACUUAGCAAGUCCCCACACCCAGUUCUUUUGGAAGCCAGGAGAUUCUUUCUAUAGGGACCCAUGCCAGUUCAAGUUAUACAAAUCUGGGAGAAAGAAUGCUGGGGAACAAGCCAUUGAACACAUUUGUUCAAACCCAGCUCUGGUGGGCUUUAAUGAGAUUGUGUCACAAAAGGACACAUGCAAUGCUUGCGGUCUGGUUUUGAAAACAUACAAUGACUGACGAUGGAAUAUUAUCUGUCAUGGUACUCAUGAAUGUAAAUAACAAAUAUGCAAUUGUCUGCAUUAUUUGCAUUGAGGAUAAGAGACCAGUGUUGUACCUUUUGUGAUCCUCACGUCUCCUAAAAUUCUUAAGAAGUUUAAUUGAUACUAGAUUGAUUUUGAUGACUUAGUGAUUUUUUGCAAUGUAGAAAUAUGCUAAACAUCUAAUUCUAGACUGAAAUGUAGCCCCAACUACUUGUGAUCACCUAGAGCUGGGGCUUCUUUUAAAAGCUCUCUUACUUCCUGCCUAUUUUUUCUUUCCCUCUCUUAUGUUUACUGAAGUAGCAAAGAAGAAAGUUGAAUAUAUAGAUGUAUAGUUAUAUAAAAAUGUAAAAUUGAACAUAUAUUAAAAGAAAAACAGUAUCUGAAACUGUGAGAUUUUGGGUUAGAGUUCUCCAGAUUCUCAGAUUAUGAGUCAGACCUUCCAUCUAUCUACAGGUAUAGAGAUUCCAUUUGAUAUUAACAAUCUUGGCUCUAAAUGUGAUGUGACAGCUAUCAGUGAUUUCACAGACUCAAUUGUAUUUAUUCAAAUGUUGUUAUCCUUGUGAAAUUAAACUGUAACAUUGAUGGAAGGAAAGGGAAGGGAGAGAAAGAGUUCCUAAAUUAUUUUAAUAUUUUGAAAAUUUACUCUUGUUUCACGAAAUAAGCAAGUUACUAAUUUUCAUGACCACAAAUAUCACCUGUAGCUUUUUGUUUACUUGUUUAAUGUUAUUCUUCUAAAAGUCAAAAAAUUCAUAUAUCUGGACUAUAACAAACUAUAUGGAACUGAGAAAAAUAAACAAGAGAAAUUUAUUUCUCAUAGCUGUCCAUGUUGGAAGCCUAAGAUAAAGAACUAUCAGAUUCUCUCUCUCUGAUUUAUAGAUAGUUAUUUGUGAGAUAGCUCUCAGGGGACCUCUUUUCUAGGAACAGGAUUCUCAUUCGUGUAAGUACCAUGACCUCUUCACCUGCCAGCAUUCCCACCUUUGCAUAUCAUCAUAUUUGUGGCUAUAUUUCCACAUAAAUGAGGAGGCAUAUGGACAUUUAAUACCAUAGCAAAUAAUUUUAAAAUGCAAAACAUAAAAUUUAUUUUUGGUGAAUGAUAUAUCCAUAAUGAUUUACUGACCAGGUAUGUUUUGAAAAAAUAUUGUUAAUUAUUUUGUUUGAAAAACUACAGUCAGGGUAUUUGUAAUAUAGUAUUUUUAUAUACUGAACUGCCAGAAAUAGUGGAUAAAGAAGAACUGAUGCUUUCAGCAAACUAUCCAGAUACUGUUAAGAAAAGUUAUUACUGUUAUACAAUACAUUUUUUUCAAGUGACAGAUAUAAAUAAUUUAUUGUAAAAUAACAAUUCAUUUUAUAAAUGCGAAAUUAUUUUUAUAAAUUUCAUUGUUGAAAAUCAGAAAUGAAUAGUUUUUUAAAUGUUGAAUUACAGUGAGAUUAAAAUAUUUCUAAACUGUGAUAUUUGUUUUACUUGGCUUUAUAAAUAAAAACUGAGAAAAUUAACUGAAA